Cotesia glomerata is the source of this 695-nucleotide messenger RNA. RefSeq names its product probable 28S ribosomal protein S6, mitochondrial (gene mRpS6). Gene Ontology annotation, biological process: translation. The transcript has 3 exons. The record is from RefSeq and is a predicted model, not a curated record. Gene Ontology annotation, cellular component: ribosome; mitochondrial small ribosomal subunit. NCBI's taxonomy places the organism in Eukaryota, Metazoa, Arthropoda, Insecta, Hymenoptera, Braconidae. The coding region runs from base 147 to 602 and encodes 151 amino acids. Gene Ontology annotation, molecular function: structural constituent of ribosome; small ribosomal subunit rRNA binding.
AUAAUUAUCAAUGAAAACAGUCUUAAAAUUCAAGCACGAGUGUUUAGUGAUGAUUUUUUUUUAUAAAUAAAUAAUCAAACCGGAAUUAACAUAGUUAAAAAAAUUGCUUUUAUUUAUGUUGUAAGAUAAUUAGUUCAACCUUAACAAUGCCGACUUACGAAAUGCCUUUAUUACUCCGUAUAAUGAGCAAGCCUGAGACUUUUAAUACAUUAAAGAGAGUAUCAACUGCAAUUUUUAGUAAAAAAGGUAUCAUACGUAAAAUUGAUAAUCUUGGCCAAAAACCAACACCUUAUAAAAUGAGUAAUCAUAAUAUCGUUCAUCGAGAAGCUAACUACUACGUUAUUCACUUUGAUGUUCCUCCUCGAAAAAUUGAUGAUUUAUUAGAGGAAUAUGGUCGUGACAUCGAUAUCAUUAGAAGCAGGAUUUAUAAAAAACCUGAUGAUGAAGAACAACCACAAUGUACCUGGCACGAGGAAAUGUUACCUCCUCCAUACAGACCUGAAGUCCAAAAAUUAAUGGAUAAUGCAGCAAAAUCUAAAACAGGAUACACAAUUGAGUUUAAAUACAAUUCUGGAUUGGAUUAUAAUCCAUUCCAAAGAUAAGUAAUAAUUGUAAAAAUUGAAUGUAAAAAUUAAUGUUGAAGAUGUUAGCAGAUAAGUAAGUACCUAUUGAAAAUAAAACUUUUUUUUCGCAAA